This is a messenger RNA of Acanthochromis polyacanthus (spiny chromis), 3116 nucleotides long. Its product is annotated as inositol 1,4,5-trisphosphate receptor-interacting protein. Bases 1234 to 3114 code for a protein of 626 amino acids. Gene Ontology annotation, cellular component: membrane. Lineage: Eukaryota; Metazoa; Chordata; Actinopteri; Pomacentridae. The record is from RefSeq and is a predicted model, not a curated record. The transcript is spliced from 2 exons.
UGAUUUUUGUGUCACUGCAUAUAUAAAUCACUUGAGAACUAAUUCAAGUUCAGUAUGAAUCACUCAGUGACAAGAAGCUACUCUAAACCUGCGUUAUACAAACUGGCAUGUCAUCAGUUUGAUAUACUCAUAAUAUUAGAAAAUGAACCGGUUGAUCGGUAAGUAAAAUCACACUCACCUUUUUCUUCAGUAGUCAAUGAACAGAUGAAAUCAUACAGUGGCUAUGUACAUAGUAGAUAAACUAUAGUUCUUUAUAUACUUAGCAAACAUUGUAGCUGACCAGCUGAAAGGUGGUUCUCGAACUCUCUGCUGAUGUUCAAAGCCAACCAAACCAUCUGUCAUCAUGCUCCUCCCUUCACAGGCACCCGAGUUUAAUGUAACAUGACAAAAGAUUCUGGUUUAGCCCACAUUUUCUCAAAAGUAGACCUGUUGCAGGGCUCAGAAAACGCUUACAGAGUUUUCCCAGUCUUAUCACAAUUCACAUCACUAUCUUUACGUGCUUAAAUAUAUGUAGUGUGUGGUAGUGUUAACUUGAGGUAUCGUUUGUGUUUCCAUGACAAUCCAGACAUGCAAAGCUGUUUUCAAACCAUUCAAAUGUUUGUGGCUUUGGCUGGAAAAUUUGUUUUCUCCCUGAGACGUGAAGGGUAAACUUGUCUGCACUUGCUUAGUCUGAAUCAAAUUAAUAAAAUACUAUAGCUUUAUGCUAUAAAAGGCAAAAUAUGAAUAUUCUAAAAUCUCUAAGUGGUUUUCAUGCAUCCUUUUGAACACACCUGGACCCACUGAAUGAAACAAAGCUCGACAAACCAGUUUAGAAAUCCACAAGAAGAUAAAAGACACGGGCUCACUCUCCUAUUCAUGUAGUUUUGACAAAGGUAUGUGGCCCAUUCCCUUAUCUUUCUUGUCAUAGUACACUUUAUUACUUUGAAAACUGUCUGAGUGACGUAUCUUUAUGACUCAAUUGAUUUGUGAAUGUGCAGUUAAAAUGACAGGAAGUCUGCUCUCUCUUUUUUUUUUUUCCUGUGUAUUGCUCAGUAAAAUGUUGCAGCGGAGCACAUGGGCAGGGUGUGCAGGAAAUAAGUCACACACGACAAUGUACGUCUAAAAUAGGAAGAGUACAGAGCCUGUGAUCGGCUGUUCAAGGUUGCUCUUCAGCUUCCUGCUUUAUACCUGCCACAUAUUACCGGAAUAUUGCAUUAUUGAUUUUAUCAAUCACCUGUUUUGACAGCAGUGAUAAUGCAGGAAACUGUGCUGCGAGUGUUUGUGGUGGCUCUGGGUCUCCUCAUGUGUCCAAAGGACAACCCUGAAGUUGAGGACUGGGAGACCAGCAUCACAGAGGGAAUACAAAAUUAUGAAAAGAGGCUGCUGAGAGAGGAAGAGAAACUGGACCAGAGAAUGGCACCUGUCAGUGAGGAAAUGACACAUUAUGGCAAUAAAGGGCCUCAAGAUGACAUGAAAAACCUUCUAGAGGAAAAGAAUUGGUCAGAUCAACAUGUCACUGAAAAAGAGAAAAUGUCAGCUGUGUCUGUCAUCAACCGAGACUCAGGAGAUAAUCACAAAUUCCCACAGAAAUAUGGUGAACCUGAGACUGCUCCAACAACUUCACAAACCAGUCGUGAGUCAAAGGACAGAGACACCCAGACUGAAGACCCAGACAGACCACAGGGGCAAAACAAAAAGCCUGAGGAUGUUGAAAUGUUUGGCUCCACAGAACAAGAAGCCCCUCUUUCACACGUCUACACCAAGACAUCAGAAAAUGAAACUUCAGAGAACAUAUUUACUGAGUGGGCAAGGGAUUACCUCUGGUAUAUUUGGCAGACAUUUUCCAUUAUUUCCAUUAUCCGCUUCUUUAGGAAAUACCAGAGCAGAAAGUCACAAAUGGAACAAGUAGUAACUGCUGCCUUACCAGGGACAUGUACUGUUGCUAAAGUGCUGCUACCUGAUGUCAAUACUCUGCAGCAGUUUUAUGCUAAAUGUGUCCAAGUCUCAUCUGAGAAAAAGUGGAGGGAGGAGGAGUUUUUGGAAGGUUUUGCAAAUGAUCUACUGGAAGCCAUGAGAACAAUUGUUGAUAAAAAUGGCGGUAUGGUGAUCGAGGACUUCGAGAUGGUGAACCUGUCUGACAUUAUCGUGCCUUUUCACCCACCUGAGCCGUAUAGUUUUCAGUGUCGGCUCUGGAACAACCAGACCACUGACCCGCUGUCAGAUAUGCAUGUCUGUGGUCAGAUAAAAUUGCUGGAAAAUAAGAAAAUCCAAAACGGCUGCCCCUGUCAGUCCUCUGAUGCUGAUGACGAUAUGGUUUGUCUGCUACACUGUGAGAAUGUAAAGACAGAAAAAACAGAUGCUCGUGAUGGCAUUCUUUGCUCCAAGAACACUCCCUUCCUGUCCAAGUCACAGGUUGCCAGAUGGUUUCAGGGAACGAUCAAACAAGCAUGGGCACUGAUUUCACACAAGUAUGAAUUUGAGCUCAACAUUCGUUACAUUGAUGCUCCAGGUGCUAUGUUCAUUCGAUUCAGAUCAGGGAAGAAGAUUAACUUCAGUAUAAAUCCUGUGGUUAGAUUCAACAAUGAUGCUUAUUUCUUCAUUACACCCUGGUCUUCAAAUGAUUUGGACACUUUCUGGACUCUCUCCCUGACUUCUUAUGAAGACCAUCUCCUAGAACGACUUUCUAAACGCCUGCCUGAAAAUUCCUGCCACAUUCAAGCUCUUGAAAUUGCACGUUUCCUGCACAAGAGACAGACAGCGUUGUCAGGAAGUAGUGCUCUGAAGGACUGUCAUUUCAAAACUGCACUAAUGUAUCUGCUUUUGACUAAAGACCCAUCGCAGUGGAAACCAAACUGUGUGGAUCAUAGGCUACGAGACUUGCUGGCCUUUAUGGAGAGAAGCCUUGAGGGGAAGCUGCUGAACCACAUUCUUAUCGGCAACCCAUUAACUGAGGUUAUCGAACUGCCUGCUGAGUUGAUCAAAGCAAAGCCGGUGAAUCUCUUCCAUCCCCUUGUGGUGCAUAACUGUAUAUACAGACAUGCUGUGAUGCAUUUCCAGGAGAUGCUUAAAAAUGCACACAUGCUGAUACAUGAUUAUGUUGUGAGGUGUACUCAAAGUGCCAACAGUUCCAUUUAAGG